Solanum dulcamara is the source of this 943-nucleotide messenger RNA. Its product is annotated as protein DOG1-like 3. Lineage: Eukaryota; Viridiplantae; Streptophyta; Magnoliopsida; Solanales; Solanaceae. The record is from RefSeq and is a predicted model, not a curated record. The transcript has a single exon. Gene Ontology annotation, molecular function: sequence-specific DNA binding. Gene Ontology annotation, biological process: DNA-templated transcription. The coding region runs from base 63 to 734 and encodes 223 amino acids.
UCGGCAACAUUAGUACUGGUAUUGGUCGUCCAACGGAGGAAGAAUGCGUAUACGAGAGAUGGAUGAUUUUGCAACGUAAAGAAGUAACUGAUCUUGAAGAAGCUGCAGCUGAGGCCAAAAAGGGCCUAAAAACUGAAGAUGAACUCACCCAACUAAUUGAUAAAACGGUACAAAAUUUCCAAGACUACGUUAACAAGCGUAGUCAACUCGACGUAUUAGCACUCUUUGUGCCAACUUCAUGCACCCCGUUGGAGACGUCGGUCCUAUGGAUCGCUGGCUGCAGACCCUCUUCUUUUAUCCGUUUCGAGUACGCACUCUGUGGCAUGGACACCGACUCUCAUCUCAACGAGUUUCUUCAAGGGAAAAGGGGCGUGUGUAACCUUACAGCUAAACAAAUGAACAUGAUAGACACGUUGCAAGCCAAGACGAUUAAACAAGAGAGGAUACUUUCUUCAAGAUUGGCUAGCUUGCAAGAGGACAUUGUGGACCAGAGGUUCGCAAGCAAAAUAAAGAAUAAGUGUGAGAAUGCAGAUGAAGAUUUAGAUGAACAUAGCCGAUGCAUGGCGGGUGUAAUGGAAGAAGCUGAUGAGCUGAGGAUGAAGACGUUGAAGGAAAUUGUACUCAUCAUACUUGAACCGCUUCAGGCCGUCGAAUACUUAACCGCUGCCAAAAAGAUGAGGCUUUGUUUACAAAAAUGGGGCGAGAAGAGGGAUCAUCAACAUACCAACAAAUAAGAGCUAGUACUUGAGUUUUCUGUCAAUUACCUAUGUGUGAUCAUUAGAGUAGUUUGAGUUUUUCUACAAAAUAAUUACACAUGUGAUAGAUAAUUAGAUCGGGUAGUUGAGUUUACAUACGUGUGGGCAUUAUGUAAUGUUAUUGCGGUUUCAAGUAUUGGCCAUUUUCUGUUUCCUAAUUGGAUUUAUUCAUAUGCACAUGUACAACA